AUGGAAUAUCUCAGUAGAUUACUCAAGGGACUCAAGGAAGAGACAAACUUCAAGUAUUAUCCAAAACACUCCAAACUGGAUAUCACUCAUUUAUGCUUUGCAGAUGACUUGCUCAUUUUUUCUAGAGGAGAUCUAAAUUCCAUCAAGGCUCUCCAGAGAUUCUUUUCUCAGUUCUCACAAGCUUCAGGAUUGCAAGCCAAUCUCAACAAAAGUUCCAUUUAUUUUGGGGGAGUUCAGCUAAGAGGUAGAACACAAUUGGUACAGACUGUGUUGUUUGGAGUUCAAUCAUAUUGGGCACAACUUUUCAUUAAUCCUGCAAAGAUAAUCAAACUGAUUGAGGGGCAUUGUAAAAGCUAUUUGUGGUCAGGGUUUGGUUAUGUCAUUAAAAAGGCACUUGUUGCUUGGGAGAGAGUGUGUUGUCCUAAAUCUACAGGAAGCAUGGGACUGAUUAAUAUGCAAAUCUGA
Solanum verrucosum is the source of this 465-nucleotide messenger RNA. RefSeq lists its product as uncharacterized. Lineage: Eukaryota; Viridiplantae; Streptophyta; Magnoliopsida; Solanales; Solanaceae. The record is from RefSeq and is a predicted model, not a curated record. Bases 1 to 465 code for a protein of 154 amino acids. The transcript has 2 exons.